AUGUUACAUUUUGUGCCCAGUUUUUUAACUUUUAUUUUACCUUUCAUAUACGCACGACCCGAAGGAAUUAUUCUACCAUAUAAAGAUAACAAAAUUUUAGAAUAUUGUAAGUCUUCAGAAAAUGCAUUUUAUAAGAAAAAUAUUAUUCAGAGCCCUUGGUACUUAUUUCUUUUGAUACUAUUAGUCUGUAUUUUUCUCCUAAUAUUUUUAGGAUUAAUUAAAGGAUUGCUAGGUUUGUGUUCAAAAUCAAUAGGUGAAUUAGGAUUAGGACUGUUGGUAGAUUUGCCGAAACCCAUAGAUAAAUACAGAGAAAAAUCAUUACUGAAUAUCCCAGUGCAAUAUGAUAUAGAAGGAUGGCCGAUACAUCCUUAUGAGAAUGAAAGAAGCGUAAGGGUUUUUUCGGUGAAAACCGAAUUUUGCUUGAACGUUAUAUUUUUCUUGGCGUGUCCUCUUGCUCUCUGCAUACAUUUAUGCAAAUUAUGUUGCGAAAAACCGGAUACGGAUGAAUACAAGAAGGGUUGCUUCUGUAACGUCAGUAUGCUGAAGAUGAAUGAACGAUUGAAGAAGAAGAGAAAGGGAGGCUACAAGUCCGUUCGACACGUAGAUAUUUACGAUGAUAACGAUAGAAAUGAAGACGAGGACACAAAAUACGUUAUAAACCAAAUGCGGCAUAGCCAGCUAUCACUUCAGAAAGGUUUUUAA
Molecule: messenger RNA, 702 nt
Organism: Phyllotreta striolata
Lineage: Eukaryota; Metazoa; Arthropoda; Insecta; Coleoptera; Chrysomelidae
Source: the annotation of a GenBank genome assembly